Molecule: messenger RNA, 1976 nt
Organism: Canis lupus familiaris (dog)
Lineage: Eukaryota; Metazoa; Chordata; Mammalia; Carnivora; Canidae
Gene: CALHM1
Product: calcium homeostasis modulator 1
Exons: 2
Coding region: 190-1224 (344 amino acids)
Molecular function (GO): monoatomic cation channel activity
Source: RefSeq, a predicted model, not a curated record
CGCGCCCUCGCCGCCAGCCCCCGCCUGGACGGUUUCCCGAAGAGACGGUGGACAGUGGCCCGAGCCACCGCCCCGAGCUCUGGCCGCCUCAGCCAUGAGGUGGGCACCCGGCGGGCGGAGCGGGCCCCGGGGGCCCCCCUGAAGCCGUGGUGACGAGGGACGAGGCCGCCGGGCGCCGAAGGGGGCACCAUGGACAAGUUCCGGAUGAUCUUCCAGUUCCUGCAGUCCAACCAGGAGUCCUUCAUGAACGGCGUCUGCGGCAUCAUGGCCCUGGCCAGCGCCCAGGUGUACUCCGCCUUCGAUUUCAACUGCCCCUGCCUGCCCGGCUACAACGCGGCCUACAGCGCGGGCAUCCUGCUGGCGCCGCCGCUCGUGCUCUUCCUGCUCGGCCUGGUCAUGAACAACAACGUGUCCGUGCUGGCGGAGGAGUGGAAGCGGCCGCCGGGCCGCAGGGCCAAGGACCCCGCCGUGCUGCGCUACAUGUUCUGCUCCAUGGCCCAGCGCGCCCUCAUCGCACCCGUCGUCUGGGUGGCCGUCACGCUGCUGGAUGGCAAGUGCUUCCUCUGUGCCUUCUGCACCGCCGUACCAGUGACCGUGCUGGGCAACGGCAGCCUGGCCCCUGGCCUGCCUCCACCCGAGCUCGCCCGCCUGCUGGCCCGGGUGCCCUGCCCUGACAUCUAUGACGGCGACUGGCUGCUGGCCCGCGAGGUGGCCGUGCGCUACCUGCGCUGCAUCUCCCAGGCACUGGGCUGGUCCUUUGUGCUGCUGACCACGCUGCUGGCCUUCGUCGUGCGCUCCGUGCGACCCUGCUUCACACAGGCUGCCUUCCUCAAAAGCAAGUACUGGUCCCACUAUAUUGACAUCGAGCGCAAGCUCUUUGAUGAGACGUGCACAGAGCACGCCAAGGCCUUCGCCAAGGUCUGCAUCCAGCAGUUCUUUGAGGCGGUGAACCAUGACCUGGAGUUGGGUCAUGCCCACGGGGCACUGGCCACAGCCCCUGCUGGCUCAGCUGCCCCGGCGACCACUGACGGGGCUGAGGAGGAGAGGGAGAAGCUGCGCGGCAUCACGGAUCAAGGCACCAUGAAUAGGCUGCUCACGAGCUGGCACAAAUGCAAGCCGCCCUUGCAGCUGGGCCAGGAGGAGCCACUGAUGGGCAACGGCUGGGCAGGAGGCAGGCCCCGGCCUCCACGCAAGGAGGUGGCCACCUACUUCAGCGGAGUGUGAACCGUGGCCAAGUGAAGAAACGGGAAUGGGGUAUGAGCCCACAGCCUCUCAGACCCCCAAACCAGAUGGAAAAUGAAGCCUGCAGGUGUGGGUGGUAAGCCCCUAGAGCAGACCUACGCGCCCAGGCAUUCACCUGCCCGUAGAAGCAGGAAACUUGGAGCUGGAAGGGGACAGCAAUCCUCCAGCUGUGACCCAGCAGUAUUAGUCAGAAGGGUUCAGAACUGGCUGGGGAGGGACAAGCCCCCACCUGCCCAGCCCCUCUCCAGCUACUUCAGCCCUGCCUCACUGUCUCCUCUCAGGUCCUACAGCCACUCUGGCUGUGAAUUUUUACAACCUCUGUCCCUCAUCCUCAAGGCUCAGGGAGUGGGAGGGCGUCCAGCUGCCUCACAAAGCAGGAAUCCUCUGCUUUUGGUUAGGCUCCUGAAUGAGGCUGAGAGUGGGUUGUAAGGACAUGGCACACAGCUUCACCUGAUGUAACACACCUGCUGCGACAGGGGAUGAGACAAGAUGCCAGAAGUUAGGUCUACUCAGGAGAAACCAGAGUGUGUGCUCACCAUGGAGGCCACCCUAUAAUCGUCAAGUGGAUUGCACGUUUAUUUAAUACUGAGCACUAAGUCUUCCUGUCUUACCCAUUUGAGAGGCUACAACCAAACACCUACACCUCAGAGACUGAGUAGCUUAUAUGCAACAGUUUACUUCUCAUAGUUCUGGAAGCUGGAAGUCCAACAACAUGGCUCUGGCAUGGUCACGUU